CCCGGAAGGACGGCCCGGGCCCAUCUCAGGAUGUGACUGCAGGGGACCCUUUCUGCGCCUCCCGCAGGCCCCAUGGCACCCUGCCCGGUCCUGCAGAAGGAGACGGUGUUCCGGUCGGGAACCCGCGCCUACAGAAUCCCUGCCCUGCUCCACCUGCCGCAGCAGGAGACGCUGCUGGCCUUCGCGGAGGAGCGGGUCAGCAAGAGGGACGAGCACGCGGAGCUGAUCGUCCUGCGCAGGGGCCGCUACGACGCGCCCACCCACCAGGUCCAGUGGCACGCUCAGGAGGUGGUGGCCGAAGCCCAGCUGGAGGGCCACCGGUCCAUGAACCCCAGCCCCUUGUAUGACGAGAAGACGGGGAUCCUCUUCCUCUUCUUCAUCGCCGUCCCCGGGCAAGUGUCCGAGCACCACCAGCUCCACACCAAGGUCAACCUGACACGGCUGUGCCACGUCACCAGCACGGACCAUGGCAGGUCCUGGAGCCCCGCCAGAGACCUCACGGGCUCGGCCAUCGGCCCCGCCCACAAGGAGUGGGCCACAUUCGCCGUGGGCCCGGGGCACUGCCUGCAGCUGCGCGACGGGGCGCAGAGCCUGCUGGUGCCCGCCUACGCCUACCGGAACCUGCACGCCCACCGGCGGCCCAGCCCCUCCGCCUUCUGCUUCAUCAGCCACGACCACGGGCUCACGUGGGAAAGAGGCAACUUUGUGGCCCCGGACACCCUGGAGUGCCAGGUGGCCGAGGUCGGGGACGCCAAACGGAGGGUGGUGUACCUGAACGCUAGAAGCCCCCUGCACGCCAGGGUCCAGGCCGAGAGCACCAACGACGGGCUCGAUUUCAGGGGCAUCCAACCGGUGCAGCGGCUCGUGGAGCCUCCCCACGGCUGCCAUGGCAGCGUCGUCAGCUUCCCCAGCCCCAGAGCGGGGUCAGACGGCUCGGACACGUGGCUGCUCUACACCCACCCGACCCACCCCCAGCAGAGAUCCAACCUGGGCGCCUACCUCAACACGCGGCCGCCGGCCCCCGCCGCCUGGUCCCAGCCCGCCCUGCUGGCCGAGGGCAGCUGCGCCUACUCGGACCUCCAGAGCCUGGGCGUGGGCCCCGAUGGCUCGCCCCAGUUUGGGUGUCUGUACGAAUCUGACAACUAUGAGGAGAUCGUCUUCGUCAUGUUCACCCUGAGACAGGCCUUCCCUGCUGAAUUUCCACCUCGGUGAGCCUGCCCCGUGCGGCCACCCGCCCCCCGUUCUGGUCCCCCUGACCGAGAGACUGACGGGUCCGCCUCUGACUUCGCAGGCGCUCUUGGUUCCCAUCCCCGAACGCGUGCGCUCUGCUUUUCAGCCCCGUCCUCCUCGGCUGUUUCACCUUCUCAGAAGGUUCUGUUUGCAGCCCAGAAACCGAAGGAGCCUGGCUGGCCAGAGCCCCUCGAUGGGGCAGGCGAGGAGAGCUCAGCGUGCGCUCGGCCCCGGCCCCCCUGCAU
This is a messenger RNA of Phyllostomus discolor (pale spear-nosed bat), 1475 nucleotides long. It is a transcript of the gene NEU2, whose product is annotated as neuraminidase 2. The transcript has 2 exons. NCBI's taxonomy places the organism in Eukaryota, Metazoa, Chordata, Mammalia, Chiroptera, Phyllostomidae. The record is from RefSeq and is a predicted model, not a curated record. Gene Ontology annotation, biological process: ganglioside catabolic process; oligosaccharide catabolic process. The coding region runs from base 73 to 1212 and encodes 379 amino acids. Gene Ontology annotation, cellular component: membrane; cytoplasm; lysosome. Gene Ontology annotation, molecular function: exo-alpha-sialidase activity.